Molecule: messenger RNA, 1209 nt
Organism: Lemur catta (Ring-tailed lemur)
Lineage: Eukaryota; Metazoa; Chordata; Mammalia; Primates; Lemuridae
Gene: CAPS
Product: calcyphosine
Exons: 5
Coding region: 116-685 (189 amino acids)
Cellular component (GO): vesicle
Molecular function (GO): calcium ion binding
Source: RefSeq, a predicted model, not a curated record
GCCCUCCCAGUCUCCAGCGCAUUGUCCCUUAGCAACAACAGUCGCAACUAACACGGCCCAGCAGGCAGCAGUGCGGGACAGACACAGGCCAGCUGCCCAAGAGCCCUGACCCAGCAUGGACACUGUGGAUGCCACCAUGGAGAAGCUCCGGGCACAGUGCCUGUCCCGAGGGGCCUCGGGCAUCCAGGGCCUGGCCAGGUUCUUCCGCCGACUGGACCGGGAUGGGAACAGACGCCUGGACGCGGGGGAGCUCCAGCGGGGCCUGGCUGAGCUGGGGCUGGUGCUGGAUAAGGCGGAGGCGGAGGGCGUGUGCAGGCGCUGGGACCGCGACGGCAGCGGGACACUGGACCUGGAGGAGUUCCUGCGGGCACUGCGGCCCCCCAUGUCCCAGGCCCGGGAGGCGGUCAUUGCAGCCGCAUUCACCAAGCUGGACCGCAGUGGGGAUGGCGUGGUGACGGUGGAUGACCUCCGAGGGGUGUACAGUGGCUGCGCCCACCCCAAGGUGCGGAGCGGGGAGUGGACUGAGGAGGAGGUGCUCCGCCGCUUCUUGGACAACUUCGACUCCUCUGAGAAGGACGGGCAGGUCACACUGGCAGAAUUCCAAGACUACUACAGCGGUGUGAGCGCCUCCGUGGACACAGAUGAAGAGUUCGUGGCCAUGGUGACCAGUGCCUGGCACCUGUGAGCAGCACACGGCCGGGCUGUGCCACCUGGGGCCCACACCCCUCCCACACACCUGAGCCAGGACCCUCCUCACCUGGGCUUUGAGCUGGGCAGAGCCCCAUGACAGGGCCGGGGCAGGCAGAAUUAAGGCUGCAGAACCAGCUAGAUCAGGUCCCUGCUGGGCCACCAGGCAGAGGUGGGACAAAGGCUCUAACAGGGUCACUGGCUCAGGACCCCAGGGAGAAAGGCUCUGCGGGCCUACACUCCACUGACCCGAAGGCUUGCAGUCCUGCAGAUGCCUCCGUUGAUGUGCCCCACCCCUCCCCGUGGGACCCUAGGUGGGGAGGCUGUGUGUGGAGGGGCCAGCCUUGGGAGGCAGAGUGUGGACAGGACACCUGCCCAGGUGUGGAGCAUGAGGCAGGGGCCAGGCCCUCUGGCCUUCUGAGGCCCCUGGGGCAUGCGGGAGGCCAGGGUUUUAGUUAAAAGUUUAAUGUAGUUCCCAAAUACAUUUCAUAUGACAAUCUUACAUAAAUGUUCCAAAACACA